AUGUCCCCUCCGAUCUCCAUGGGAUGGUUCUUACGUUUGGUUUCGUGCGAUGAUGGUGACGACGACAGAGAGCCCGAGCCAAUGGUCACGACGCGAGAAGCACAAAGAUCCCACUGGGAUGCUGCACCACCGCUACCUCUCAACCCUGAAGAUGACUUACCUCCGCCUCCCCCAUACGCGGUCUUCGAUCCUCACCCAGACGACUGUCAGUGCGCCAUUCAUGUUCACAAACCUCAUCCGAACCGGCCAAUUGUGGUCGAAGCGUUCCAGUCGCAAGGGUGUAGUUCUUGCCCUCCCACCAACACGUACCUCCUAUCAUUAUUGACUCAGGCCGAUCCAAACAUUCUCGUCCUCGACUACCACGUCACAUAUUGGGAUCAUCUUGGCUGGAAGGACAUUUUCGGUCUAAAGGAGGCAGACGUUUACCAGCGUGAAUAUGCUGAGGCGAAGGGCACGACAAGAGUGUAUACGCCACAGGUCGUGGUCAACGGGAUCUCCGAAGGAGUGGGAAAUUCAACCAGAAGGUUGGAGCGACUGAUCAAAAAUGGCGGACGACUGGCCAGCACGGAUUGGCCGUGGUUGAUAUUCUCCAGAGUAGAAACAGGUGUUCUCAUCAGAGAGGCCAGUGCUGUCGCUGCAGCUGCAGGAAGGAGAGGCAGGGUUCUUGAGGUCAUUUAUGACCCGAACUUGCUCGAGGUCGUGAUCCCCAGAGGCGAGAAUGCUGGCAAAGUCUUGCCACACCGCAAUGUUGUUAGGAGCAUCAAGGUCCUUGGCGAGUGGAGAGGAGGGAGAGGAGUGGUACCAGUGUCGCCUAUGAAUUCUGACGAUGGUUUGGAACGGGUUUUAAUUGUUCAAGAAGGAGUUGGUGGGCAGAUAAUCGGCGUUGCCCGGGUUCAGAAUUUGUAA
Molecule: messenger RNA, 906 nt
Organism: Rhinocladiella mackenziei CBS 650.93
Lineage: Eukaryota; Fungi; Ascomycota; Eurotiomycetes; Chaetothyriales; Herpotrichiellaceae
Exons: 1
Coding region: 1-906 (301 amino acids)
Source: RefSeq, a predicted model, not a curated record